AUCUUUAAGAAAUGCUGCAUCGCUCGUGGCUGCAAAAGCAAGCAAGGAAUUCGAGAAACUCGACAAAAUUAUUGAGAAUUCAUCUAGAACCCCAUGACUUUCUUUUAAAAUACAAUUUUUUGAGGUUCAAGUCUUGAAUCAAUUAAGUAUUGUUAUUUAGAAAAUUCGAAUUAAUUAAUAUUCUAUUUGGUAUGCUAAAGCAUUCGUUAUACUACUUUGAAAAUGAUGGUUUUCUGAAUUCAUUGUAAUUACAGCGUACCAAAAGUGUCUAUUUUCACUGUGAUAGUUAAAUAUUAAUAAAACAAAUAACAAGUGGUCGCAAAAACAGGCGAGGAGGGCAUAGUCGAAUCCGUCGAAGAAAGUGACUCAUUUUCCCGAGGAGGAGAGAGAAAGUGUCCAGCUAGAAGGCUACACGAUCGGGUCUUCGGUCGAUAGUCUUGCUUGGCUCACAAACGGAAGCGGACCAAGCAGGUGGAUUGCAUGAAAGAAGAAAUCAAAGUGGAAUGAUAACAGCCAAGGGGACGUUUCUGUUCUACGAAUAUUACGUCUACCAUGAAGCGUAAAGGAUCUCUUCAUUUGCAUUCCCUGCUGCUGAUUUUCCAGCUGAGCGUCUGCAUGGGAAUUCCAGGCAAUUUGCAUCCUGUGUCUGUUUCACCGAACGCUUCGAUAACGGAAACAUCCAUAGGACCAUGGGGUGAGAUUUUAGAAAAUUGGAUCGUCUCUGAUUCAAAGAUUUCCAGAACAUCAAAGGUGAUGAAAUUUGGUGACAAAACUUUGACUGUAUCCACUAAAGUUUCAACACCUAACAAACGAGAAGUUUCUGAAACUGAUCUUUACUUGCUCGGCGCGAUAGAGAAGCUCGUCUACAGAGUAGAUUUCCUGGAGAAUCGUCUGAGGAGGGCGGAGGAGCUUCUGUACUAUGUGAUUUCUGGAAACAUUGAGAAAAAAGAAUCUUGCCCCCAGAAUUAUACGAAAAUUGGUCAGAAUUGCUAUCACUUCAGCAGCCGUGAUUUCGACUGGAAGUCCUCGGCGAGCUUGUGUCGAGGCAUGGGUGGUCACUUGAUCGAAUUCGACACGGACGAUGAGAAACGUGAUGUAUUCGCCAGCUUACAAACUAAUUCCAAGCUGAAAGGUAAAACCUUCUGGACGGGAGGAUUGAAUCCGGGUCUUCUGUGGAUCUGGGCAAGUAGCGCUAAGCCAGUUCAUCAAAACACCAAACAGACUGUUCCUGGCGAUGGCAGGUGCUUAAAAUUGUCCUACAAUUCAACGUCCAGAUUAUACUCGUACCAAAGCGACGAUUGUGGGGCGAGACACAGAUACGCUUGCAAAUUAACGGUGGAUGACGAGUCAGUGAACAAAAUCGAAAAAAGUGUACGAAUGUUAAUGAACGGAAAACGUUUGAGCACAAACACCGACUGAAUUACUGUUACUGUAUAAUCAUAUUUAUAUUUAUCAUAUAAAUAUAAACAUAUUUAUUCUUUUUUUGCAAGAAGAUUUCUUACAGGCUACUGAAACUUCUUGCAGAUAAUUUUAAGAUAACUUAAUAUUAUGCAUAAAUAAAACUAUUUCUAUGUUAAGUACCAAUAUCACUUUCAUUUUCCUGAAUACUGUCGUGAUGUAGGUUAAAAUAUAUUGUAUUAAAAUAUAAUGCAUAUACAGUGGUACCUCGGUAUACAACUUUAAUCUGUUCCAGAUGUUUGAACUUAUACCGAAUAGGACGUAUACCAAACCAACCUUUCCCAUAAGAAGUAAUGUAAAAAUGAUUAAUCCGUUCUCAUGUAAAAAAGAAUCCUAUUGAUAUUAUACCUACAUUAAUGGGGUUGUAAAAUAAUUUAAACACUGUUUAUGUC
Molecule: messenger RNA, 1850 nt
Organism: Osmia lignaria (orchard mason bee)
Lineage: Eukaryota; Metazoa; Arthropoda; Insecta; Hymenoptera; Megachilidae
Product: CD209 antigen-like protein A
Source: RefSeq, a predicted model, not a curated record